Messenger RNA from Tetrahymena thermophila SB210, 1914 nucleotides. RefSeq names its product Serine/Threonine kinase domain protein. The transcript is spliced from 4 exons. The record is from RefSeq and is a predicted model, not a curated record. Gene Ontology annotation, biological process: protein phosphorylation. NCBI's taxonomy places the organism in Eukaryota, Ciliophora, Oligohymenophorea, Hymenostomatida, Tetrahymenidae. Gene Ontology annotation, molecular function: protein kinase activity; ATP binding.
AUGGAUUAAACUGAAAGGUAAAACAUAAAAUAUUUUAUUUCAUAAAGCUUAAAUAUCAAAUAAUUAAUAUAUUUUACUCAGCUUGAAAAAUCUCUUUAUAAAAUUCUAUAAAAAUAAAUAGAAAGAUAAAUUAAUUUGCAAGAAAUGACUGAGCUUGGUUAAAAAAUAAAAUAACCUUUAGACUAGAUACAAAAGGCAGUCAAAUAUAUAGAAAAACAAGGAAUAAUAAUUGAAAAUGGGCUCCUCGGAGCUGGAGGAAGCGGGUUUGUUUUAAAGGCAUGCAGCGAGUGGAAUGAACAUCUCGCAGUAAAAUUAAUGAAAUACUCUAAUCUUGAAUAAUUUGAAAGUAACAAGAGAGAAUAUGAUAUCUUAAAAAAAUUUAACUCAAAUAAUAUCACGAAAGUUUAUUAAUACUUCACAGAAUCUCAUGAGUCAAACGAAUAUUAAUUUAUUGUCAUGGAAAGAUGCGUGUAUGAUUUAAAGAAUUAUAUUGCCAAAAAAAUCUCUUCAAACAAGCUUCUCAGCCACUAAAUUUUGUAUACUCUAUGUCUACAGCUAUCCAAAGGAUUGCAGGAACUUCACUAAAAAAAUAUUAUCCAUCUUGAUAUAAAACCUGCCAACAUACUUCUAGGUUUAGAUUUAAAAUGGAAGUACGCAGAUUUAGGCGUCUCUAAGGUAGUAUCAGAGCAAAGAUAACACACUAAAAACUUAAUAGGAUUUACAGCCACUUAUUCUUCUCCUGAAUAGUAUUAGCUCAUGACCACUAGUGCUACUCAUAAAGUCACAAAAUCUAGUGAUGUUUAUAGUCUAGGAGUAGUUUUUCUGCAGCUAACAGGAGUCGAUGUCACAUAGAAAUGGAUUAUAAAAGAAAAGAUUUCAGCACAUAAUUAUGAUAGAUGUCUGAAUCCUUACUAUGAAGAGUUCAAUAACUGCAUUAUAAAAAAAAUGAUGUAACAUGAAGCAAAUGAUAGAUUAUAAAUUGAGGAAGUGAUUGAUAUUUUGAAAAGACUAUAAAAAAAUAAAAAUGAAGAGCCUGCCAAAAUUAAAAAUUCAGCAAAUUAAAUUUAACAAGAUUAACUAGAACAAAAAGAAAUAAUUAAAAAUAAUCGAGAAUAAAUAAUAUAACAAAUUAAAACAUAAAGAGAGUCAAAUAAAGAGUAAGAAGAUGGAUAGAGCGAUUAAGUCAAAGUUUUAAAAGUAUACAAAGGUUAAAAAAUGGUAAAAGUAAGACCUGUUUCUACUAUGAGUUUAAAUGAAAUAUUUAAUAUUGAUGAAAAAGUGAGAAUUCCAAUACAACCUUAGAUUCCUCAGUCUCAAAAAUAAAGAGUAUAUUCAUCCAAAAAAUAACUAUUUAUUAAUCAUAAUUAGAAUGAAAAUAUUGAAAGCAAACCCUAUUAAAGUGAUAGGAUUAGAAAUUUUUCUUCGCAACCUUAAUUAUAAAAAAAUUAAUAUGAUAAUAGUAAUAUAGAACAUAGACUAGUAGUUAAACUUCCAUAAAUAACACCACCCCUUCGUUCGAUGGAUAGAUUACCUUAAUUAUCUACUAAAGAUACAAAAAAAAAAUUCAUAAUUUCUUCACUCAACGAUUUGGACUAAUUUUAAUCUAGCAAUAAUCUUGAUAAGAAGUCUUCAAAUAAUCUUCCUUCAAUUGAUGAAUUUAAAUCCCCAUAAUUAGCAUAAAAAAAUUAAAGAUAUGUUAAUAUAAUGUAAUACCUUUCAUCAGAUAAAUAAUAAUAAAACUAACUAUAAGAAUUAUAGUAAUACCAUUAAAAGUAAUAAUACAUAUUUGUAUCACCUGAUAAAAAGAGCUACACAAAAAAAUUAUUUGGUUCAGGAUAAUUUUCCUCUCACUUUUAAGAUUAAAGAUUAAAUAAAUUCGAAAAUCCUUUUAACUCUCCUUUUAAUCCUUUUUGA